This is a messenger RNA of Aureobasidium subglaciale EXF-2481, 1741 nucleotides long. RefSeq lists its product as uncharacterized. NCBI's taxonomy places the organism in Eukaryota, Fungi, Ascomycota, Dothideomycetes, Dothideales, Saccotheciaceae. Gene Ontology annotation, biological process: regulation of DNA-templated transcription. Gene Ontology annotation, molecular function: zinc ion binding. Gene Ontology annotation, cellular component: nucleus. The coding region runs from base 34 to 1704 and encodes 556 amino acids. The transcript has a single exon. The record is from RefSeq and is a predicted model, not a curated record.
GAGACAUUAUUGUUGAAUCUGUGACUGGGUAUCAUGACCGAAGCAUUGGUUAAAUGGGCAGUGCCCCAAAUCUCACGUCUUUUGCCUUUGGAUGAAGAUUCACUCAAGCAAAUCAUCACAUAUCACGACACACUACCCAGAGAUGUAGCGGCAGAACAACUUGGAGGCUUGUUGGGUGACUCGCCGCAAGCUCUGGAGUUCAUUGCUUCAUUUAAUUCGCGUCGUCAAACACCGCCUUCAGAAGCUCGUCCUGCGGCUGCGGCUCCCUCGACUCAGGAUGAAGGUGUACCAAAGAGACAGCCAAAGCAGCCAAAGAAGAAGGCGAACAUCCACAACCUACCAGCGCGGCAGGUUCAAGAUCUCGGAGGUGCUUCUGGCGCAUACAGAAAGCAGGAUGAGGGUGUUUACAUGGCUGGAUCAUCGAGAGGCAAGAAGCCUCAAUCAUCUCUGUCAACCACUCUGGCUUUGCAGGAGGCACCUGAUGCUAGACAACUUCCUCUCCGUACUGCUGGAGGCAUAUCUCGUGGACCUCGGGCUCCACCUUCGGCAUCUGGGCCUUUGAUUUCUGAUGUCCUUCCUCCACCAUCGCAAUCAUCUACUCCUCGUACUGCAUCACCCGCACCGACCAAGACGAAGGUCAACAUUACUGGAGGUACCAAUAUGCAUGGAGCUGGAAAGACUUUGUCAGAUCUAGAUUCUGCUAUUCGAGCUCUGGAGCUGCAGACCAACCCCACCUUGGCUUCAAACUCACAAUCAGCAGCUGAUCUCGCAAAGCGAAGGUGUAAUUGCAUGGCUACACGCCACCCGCUCUUGACCAUCGCACCAAACUGUCUUAAUUGUGGAAAGAUCGUCUGUGUUAAGGAGGGUCUCGGACCAUGCACUUUCUGUGAAACUCCCCUCCUCUCAUCCACAGAAAUCACAAGUAUGGUGCGUGUGCUCAAAGAUGAGCGCGGCAAAGAGCGUCAAGCAACCAACAAUGCAACUCACAAGCGCGCCGAGGUCAGCCAAAAGCCUCGCGCGUUUACCGGUCGCGAUUUCCUUUCCUCCUCAGCAGCAGCAUCCACAGCAGCAUCUCCACUCUCCUCUGCAGCACCCUCCGAAGACGAAGGCGAUUCGGCAGUCAGCAAGGCCAAAGAGCACAGAGACAAACUUCUCGCUUUCCAAGCCAACAACGCGAGACGUACACGUGUAUACGACGAGGCUGCAGACUUUGACGUCCCCACCUCUGGCACAAAUAUGUGGGCAUCCCCAACCGAACGUGCUGCAGAACUCAAACGCCAGCAAAAAGUCAUGCGUGAGAUGGAGUGGAACGCAAGACCUGAGUACGAAAAGCGUCGCAUGGUCGCCAGUAUCGAUGUCGUAGGCGGCAAACUCGUCAAGCGCAUGGCUAAAGUCGAUAGACCUGCUAGCGAUGCUGAGGAAGAGGCAGAGGAGGAAGAUACGACACCAGUGCAACGGGACGAUAAUGCUGGGUCGGGGGCUUUCAGCAAUAAUCCUUUGCUGGGUGCGCUGAUUAGACCGACUGCUAGAGCUGAUAAAGGGAAAGCCAAGGGGCAGGAAGGAAGUGAGGAUAGGAAAAGUACUUGGAGGAGAGUACAAGACGAUAAUGAUGACAAUGAGCAGUGGAUCUUGGAUGGUGGUGCGUAUGGCGGCAGGGUCGAAGGUAGGAUAUUAGGUGCCGAAGAACAUGCUGUUGGCUCAUAGUCUAGACACACAUCUACCGAAUAUUUCGAACGACCAC